Molecule: messenger RNA, 1596 nt
Organism: Diaporthe amygdali
Lineage: Eukaryota; Fungi; Ascomycota; Sordariomycetes; Diaporthales; Diaporthaceae
Exons: 3
Coding region: 1-1596 (531 amino acids)
Biological process (GO): transmembrane transport
Molecular function (GO): transmembrane transporter activity
Source: RefSeq, a predicted model, not a curated record
AUGGCGGACAACGAGAAAGUGUCGCCAACAACCUCCGAGCCGGAGAUCGAGACCGCGCCUGGCAAUACCAACCUGGCAAAGAGGAUCACCACCAAGGACGAGCUACAUGAGUACCGGGAGAAGGAAGGCUACGUCCUCGAUGCCGAGAACUCUGAUGGUAGUCCUUCGGAGGCGGGCGUGAAGCUCGCCGCUGACGGUCACACGCGCCUCAUUCCGCAGCCGAGCGAUGACCCCAAGGACCCUCUUAACUGGAGCUGGAGGAAGAAGCACAUAAUUCUUUUCAUCAUCGCUGCUGCUGCCUUCUUGCCCGACUAUGGUAGUGCUACGGGCGCAGUUACACUGAUUCCACAGGCUGCAGAAUGGAACAUGACACCAGAUGAGGUGAACCACUCGCAAGCAGGAAAUGUCUUCAUGUUGGGCGCAGGUGGCAUAUUCGCUGUCGUGCUCUCUGCGUACUUUGGACGUCUCCCAGUGGCAUUCUAUUUCCUCGUCGUAGCCUUUGCUACCGCUGCAUGGUGCGCAGGCGCCGACACCUUCGAGUCCUUCAUGGGCGCACGUAUCCUCAAUGGCUUCUUCUCGACCGUUACACAGGGCGGCGGGAUGAUGUUUAUCCAGGACAUGUUCUUCUUCCACGAACGCGCGCGCAAGAUCAACAUCUGGGCAUCUUUCUUCGUCAUGAGCCCCUACAUGGGCCCGCUCCUCGCGGCCUUCAUGACGGCCUUCAAGCCGUGGCCGACCCCCUUCUGGGUGUACACGGCUGAGACGGGCGCCGUACUGCUCCUCACCAUGUUUUUUGUCGACGAGACGUACUACGACCGACGUAUCCCGGCGGCAGAGCAGCCAUCCCUGGGCAGUCGGGUCUCCCGUGUGCUCGGUAUCUCGCAGUUCCGCUCCCGCCAUAUGCGCAACUCCUUCCCGCAGGCUUGCAUGCGGGUUGUCAAGGUCAUUGUCAAGCCCACGGUCCUGCUGACGGCGGCCUACUAUAUGCUCACGUUCGCUUGGGUCGUCGGGAUCAACACCACGCUGUCGAUCUUCCUCACGCCGCUCUACAAUUUUGGCCCGCUGCAGAUCGGAUACUUCUACUUCACGCCCGUCGUCGCGGUGCUGCUGGGCGAGAUCUCGGGCCACUGGCUGCACGACUUCCUGGCCAAGAGUUACAUCAAGUCCCACAAGGGCCACUUCGAGCCCGAGGUGCGCCUGCGCGCCAUCUUCUUCUCGCUCCCGCUCAUGAUCGUCGGCCUCGUGCUCGUCGGCCAGGCGCUCGAGAACGCGUGGCACUUCAUGGCGCUGUCCGUCUCGUGGGGGCUGUAUGUGUAUGGCAUCAUGAUCACCACCGUCGCUGUCAGCAGUUACUGCCUCGACAGCUACCCCGAGGCCAGCGGCGAGGUCAGCGCGCACCUCAACUUUGCGCGCACGCUGGGCGGCUUCGUCAUCUCGUACUUCCAGGUGCAGUGGGCCGAGAAGCAGGGCACCAAGGUCAGCUUCGGUAUUCAGGCUGCGGUCGUCGCGGCGGCGUUUGGCAUUAUCCUUGUGCUGAUCGUGUUCGGCAAGAGGAUGAGGAUCUGGGCUGGGCCACUCCGUUUUGCAACUGCGUAG